Messenger RNA from Ostreobium quekettii, 675 nucleotides. NCBI's taxonomy places the organism in Eukaryota, Viridiplantae, Chlorophyta, Ulvophyceae, Bryopsidales, Ostreobiaceae. The record is from the annotation of a GenBank genome assembly.
AUGAAAGUCGCCGUCAUUGGUACUGGCUCUGUGGGGUCCUGCCUGGGGGGCCAGCUGUUGAAAGCUGGCCACAGCAUCAAGUAUGGAAGCCGGAACCCAUCGUCAGAGAAUAUGGCAGCACUCAUUCAGAAACAACCCGGGACAAGCGGAGCAGCCAUCGCUGAUGCCGUUGAUUGGGGGGAGGCCAUCAUAGUGGCAGUCAAAAUGCCACCUGAAGACGCCGGCAUCCAAGCUUUUGCUGCUUCUCUUGGGCCAGGUGCCAAGGGCAAGGUUGUCCUUGAUACAACUAACGCGACAACACCCUUCCCAGAAUGCGAGCUUCGCUGGCAGCAGGCGACUUCAGGUGGAGAGGUGCUGGCUGCGGCCCUGCCAGAUUCGUUCGUUUUCAAGGCGUGGAACACCACCGGUGUGGACCACAUGCACGCCCCCGACGGCAGUGCGAUAAACGGCCAGCAGCUGGCCAUGCUGUAUGCGGGGGCACCAGAGAAGAAGGACGUCGCUGAGGAGCUGGUGCGCGCAUCUGGAUUCGAGCCAGCGUACGUGGGGCCCAUUCGCUAUGCACGCAACCUUGAGGCGAUUGCAGAACUGUGGAUCCAUCUUAGCAUGAAGGUGAUGGGGCAGACCGAUGAGGAUUGGGGUAAGAAUUUUCAUUUCCAAGCGAUCAGGAAAGUUUGA